AUGGAUCCCUCCGACGCCGCGCGGCGCUCCGCUGAGCGAUGGAUGGGCGUGGCCGAGAAGUUGCUCAUGGCGCGGGACGUCGAGGGCUGCAAGCAGUUCGUCUCCCAGGCCCUCGACGACGACCCACGCGCCGCCGGCGCCGACGACCUGCUCGCCGCCGCCGACGCCCUCCUCGCCGCCCAGCGCCGCCGCCUCCCCUCCGGGAUCCCCGACCCCUACGCCGUUCUUGGCCUCGACUCCGCGCUCCCCGCCUCCCGCGACCCAGACGUCGUCCACGCACACUACCGCCGCCGCUCCUUCCUGCUCAAUCGAUCCCACCCAGACCGCCCCUGCUCUCUCGCAUUCGCCGACGCCGCUCGCCUCGUCGCCGACGCUUGGGCCUUUCUCUCGGACCCUCUCCGCAAAGCCUCCCUCGACUCCGACCUCGCUGCCGCUGUAGCCGCCAAGGCCGCAGCAGCUCGCGCACCCACUCCCUCUCCCGAGAAACCGCAGCCGCGACCACCACCACCACCAUCUCCACGGCCAGCCUCGUCACCGCCUGCUCGCCAGCCACGGCAGGCGGCAACGGCGUCGCCGCCAGCAAAGCGCGGCCGUCCACAGCGCGCCGCCAAACCGCAGCAGCCGCCUCCGGAGCACCAGCAGGAGGCGGAGGCGCCGAAUGCGCCGCCGUUCUGGACGGCCUGCACGUCCUGCUGCCACGUGCACCAGUACGACCGCUCCUACGAGGCGCGCACUGUGCUUUGCCCUAGCUGCCGGUGCCCUUUCUUCGCCUCGGCGAUGUCCACACCGCCACCUAUCGUGCCGGGCACCGACAUGUACUACUGCUCCUGGGGCUUCUUUCCCAUGGGGUUCCCGGGAGGCCCUGCCUUUGCUGGACCGGCAAGUUCUCCGAUGCAGCAGCCGCCCGCUUCUCUGGGAUUUUAUCCGAUGGGCCCAUACUUGCCAUUGCCAGCUCAAGCUGGCGUUGUGGAAGGCAAUGUGGCUGCUCAAGCUGGCGUUGUGGAAGGCAAUGUGGCUGCUCAAGCUGGCGUUGUGGAAGGCAAUGUGGCUGGUGGUGUUGACAGUGAGACUGCUGUCAGUGCCACUGAGACAGCGGCAGUGCCGGUGGCGCCAUUGCCAGCAAAGUCCACUCAUGUAAAGGUUGGGGCAAAGAAGCGAGGGCGCCCCAAAGGCAGCAAGAAUAAGAAUGUGGUGAUUGAGAUCAAUUAGGGAUUAAGUUUUAGAGCUUCUAUGACAGUGGAGUAGCGAAUUAGGUACGUUGCAACUGAACUGAACUCCAUUACCUGUUGUAAGCUGAUGUUCAGGGCAGCUACGCCCUUCAUUUUUGUUCAUGAAUAAUUUUCCUAUUUCCUUUUGCUGGGAAUCUUAGCCUAGUGGAUGUUGAGUUGACCUAUGGUAGCUUUGUUCGCAUUGUACAUUAGAUUGUAGAUGUUAUAUGUUGUCUAGACUCCAGAUGCACCCCCAUCCAGAUAUGAUGUUGUAAGUUGUAGGAUCAUCAGAUGGAUAAUUCCCUCGGCAAGAUGUACAUUACAAAUGUCAACCUGUUCCUGGUUUUGUACAUUUAAUUGCAAAAUGUACA
This is a messenger RNA of Lolium rigidum, 1579 nucleotides long. Its product is annotated as protein transport protein sec31-like. The record is from RefSeq and is a predicted model, not a curated record. NCBI's taxonomy places the organism in Eukaryota, Viridiplantae, Streptophyta, Magnoliopsida, Poales, Poaceae. The transcript has 2 exons. Bases 1 to 1209 code for a protein of 402 amino acids.